This is a messenger RNA of Giardia duodenalis, 5952 nucleotides long. Its product is annotated as VSP. The transcript has a single exon. The record is from RefSeq and is a predicted model, not a curated record. NCBI's taxonomy places the organism in Eukaryota, Fornicata, Diplomonadida, Hexamitidae. The coding region runs from base 1 to 5952 and encodes 1983 amino acids.
AUGUUAGCAGUAAUUCUUUUAGCGUGCACAACGGUUCUAGCAGGAAUCGUCCCGAAAACGGCCUGCAAUCCAGAGAUACCCGGCUGUGCGACGUGCACAACGACUGGGAGCGAGCAGACCUGCACAAGCUGUGCGACGGGCGGAGAGAAGGUCAGGCCGGACAAGAAGGGCUGCAUCCCGCAGUGCCCUCCUGACGUGAGCACAGAGAGCGGUGAGUUCUGCGAGUGCAAGAGCACGCACCAGCCCUCGCCGGACGGGCAGACGUGUGUCCCGAAGACAGGGGCCUGCAAUCCAGAGAUACCCGGCUGUGCGACGUGCACAACGACUGGGAGCGAGCAGACCUGCACAAGCUGUGCGACGGGCGGAGAGAAGGUCAGGCCGGACAAGAAGGGCUGCAUCCCGCAGUGCCCUCCUGACGUGAGCACAGAGAGCGGUGAGUUCUGCGAGUGCAAGAGCACGCACCAGCCCUCGCCGGACGGGCAGACGUGUGUCCCGAAGACAGGGGCCUGCAAUCCAGAGAUACCCGGCUGUGCGACGUGCACAACGACUGGGAGCGAGCAGACCUGCACAAGCUGUGCGACGGGCGGAGAGAAGGUCAGGCCGGACAAGAAGGGCUGCAUCCCGCAGUGCCCUCCUGACGUGAGCACAGAGAGCGGUGAGUUCUGCGAGUGCAAGAGCACGCACCAGCCCUCGCCGGACGGGCAGACGUGUGUCCCGAAGACAGGGGCCUGCAAUCCAGAGAUACCCGGCUGUGCGACGUGCACAACGACUGGGAGCGAGCAGACCUGCACAAGCUGUGCGACGGGCGGAGAGAAGGUCAGGCCGGACAAGAAGGGCUGCAUCCCGCAGUGCCCUCCUGACGUGAGCACAGAGAGCGGUGAGUUCUGCGAGUGCAAGAGCACGCACCAGCCCUCGCCGGACGGGCAGACGUGUGUCCCGAAGACAGGGGCCUGCAAUCCAGAGAUACCCGGCUGUGCGACGUGCACAACGACUGGGAGCGAGCAGACCUGCACAAGCUGUGCGACGGGCGGAGAGAAGGUCAGGCCGGACAAGAAGGGCUGCAUCCCGCAGUGCCCUCCUGACGUGAGCACAGAGAGCGGUGAGUUCUGCGAGUGCAAGAGCACGCACCAGCCCUCGCCGGACGGGCAGACGUGUGUCCCGAAGACAGGGGCCUGCAAUCCAGAGAUACCCGGCUGUGCGACGUGCACAACGACUGGGAGCGAGCAGACCUGCACAAGCUGUGCGACGGGCGGAGAGAAGGUCAGGCCGGACAAGAAGGGCUGCAUCCCGCAGUGCCCUCCUGACGUGAGCACAGAGAGCGGUGAGUUCUGCGAGUGCAAGAGCACGCACCAGCCCUCGCCGGACGGGCAGACGUGUGUCCCGAAGACAGGGGCCUGCAAUCCAGAGAUACCCGGCUGUGCGACGUGCACAACGACUGGGAGCGAGCAGACCUGCACAAGCUGUGCGACGGGCGGAGAGAAGGUCAGGCCGGACAAGAAGGGCUGCAUCCCGCAGUGCCCUCCUGACGUGAGCACAGAGAGCGGUGAGUUCUGCGAGUGCAAGAGCACGCACCAGCCCUCGCCGGACGGGCAGACGUGUGUCCCGAAGACAGGGGCCUGCAAUCCAGAGAUACCCGGCUGUGCGACGUGCACAACGACUGGGAGCGAGCAGACCUGCACAAGCUGUGCGACGGGCGGAGAGAAGGUCAGGCCGGACAAGAAGGGCUGCAUCCCGCAGUGCCCUCCUGACGUGAGCACAGAGAGCGGUGAGUUCUGCGAGUGCAAGAGCACGCACCAGCCCUCGCCGGACGGGCAGACGUGUGUCCCGAAGACAGGGGCCUGCAAUCCAGAGAUACCCGGCUGUGCGACGUGCACAACGACUGGGAGCGAGCAGACCUGCACAAGCUGUGCGACGGGCGGAGAGAAGGUCAGGCCGGACAAGAAGGGCUGCAUCCCGCAGUGCCCUCCUGACGUGAGCACAGAGAGCGGUGAGUUCUGCGAGUGCAAGAGCACGCACCAGCCCUCGCCGGACGGGCAGACGUGUGUCCCGAAGACAGGGGCCUGCAAUCCAGAGAUACCCGGCUGUGCGACGUGCACAACGACUGGGAGCGAGCAGACCUGCACAAGCUGUGCGACGGGCGGAGAGAAGGUCAGGCCGGACAAGAAGGGCUGCAUCCCGCAGUGCCCUCCUGACGUGAGCACAGAGAGCGGUGAGUUCUGCGAGUGCAAGAGCACGCACCAGCCCUCGCCGGACGGGCAGACGUGUGUCCCGAAGACAGGGGCCUGCAAUCCAGAGAUACCCGGCUGUGCGACGUGCACAACGACUGGGAGCGAGCAGACCUGCACAAGCUGUGCGACGGGCGGAGAGAAGGUCAGGCCGGACAAGAAGGGCUGCAUCCCGCAGUGCCCUCCUGACGUGAGCACAGAGAGCGGUGAGUUCUGCGAGUGCAAGAGCACGCACCAGCCCUCGCCGGACGGGCAGACGUGUGUCCCGAAGACAGGGGCCUGCAAUCCAGAGAUACCCGGCUGUGCGACGUGCACAACGACUGGGAGCGAGCAGACCUGCACAAGCUGUGCGACGGGCGGAGAGAAGGUCAGGCCGGACAAGAAGGGCUGCAUCCCGCAGUGCCCUCCUGACGUGAGCACAGAGAGCGGUGAGUUCUGCGAGUGCAAGAGCACGCACCAGCCCUCGCCGGACGGGCAGACGUGUGUCCCGAAGACAGGGGCCUGCAAUCCAGAGAUACCCGGCUGUGCGACGUGCACAACGACUGGGAGCGAGCAGACCUGCACAAGCUGUGCGACGGGCGGAGAGAAGGUCAGGCCGGACAAGAAGGGCUGCAUCCCGCAGUGCCCUCCUGACGUGAGCACAGAGAGCGGUGAGUUCUGCGAGUGCAAGAGCACGCACCAGCCCUCGCCGGACGGGCAGACGUGUGUCCCGAAGACAGGGGCCUGCAAUCCAGAGAUACCCGGCUGUGCGACGUGCACAACGACUGGGAGCGAGCAGACCUGCACAAGCUGUGCGACGGGCGGAGAGAAGGUCAGGCCGGACAAGAAGGGCUGCAUCCCGCAGUGCCCUCCUGACGUGAGCACAGAGAGCGGUGAGUUCUGCGAGUGCAAGAGCACGCACCAGCCCUCGCCGGACGGGCAGACGUGUGUCCCGAAGACAGGGGCCUGCAAUCCAGAGAUACCCGGCUGUGCGACGUGCACAACGACUGGGAGCGAGCAGACCUGCACAAGCUGUGCGACGGGCGGAGAGAAGGUCAGGCCGGACAAGAAGGGCUGCAUCCCGCAGUGCCCUCCUGACGUGAGCACAGAGAGCGGUGAGUUCUGCGAGUGCAAGAGCACGCACCAGCCCUCGCCGGACGGGCAGACGUGUGUCCCGAAGACAGGGGCCUGCAAUCCAGAGAUACCCGGCUGUGCGACGUGCACAACGACUGGGAGCGAGCAGACCUGCACAAGCUGUGCGACGGGCGGAGAGAAGGUCAGGCCGGACAAGAAGGGCUGCAUCCCGCAGUGCCCUCCUGACGUGAGCACAGAGAGCGGUGAGUUCUGCGAGUGCAAGAGCACGCACCAGCCCUCGCCGGACGGGCAGACGUGUGUCCCGAAGACAGGGGCCUGCAAUCCAGAGAUACCCGGCUGUGCGACGUGCACAACGACUGGGAGCGAGCAGACCUGCACAAGCUGUGCGACGGGCGGAGAGAAGGUCAGGCCGGACAAGAAGGGCUGCAUCCCGCAGUGCCCUCCUGACGUGAGCACAGAGAGCGGUGAGUUCUGCGAGUGCAAGAGCACGCACCAGCCCUCGCCGGACGGGCAGACGUGUGUCCCGAAGACAGGGGCCUGCAAUCCAGAGAUACCCGGCUGUGCGACGUGCACAACGACUGGGAGCGAGCAGACCUGCACAAGCUGUGCGACGGGCGGAGAGAAGGUCAGGCCGGACAAGAAGGGCUGCAUCCCGCAGUGCCCUCCUGACGUGAGCACAGAGAGCGGUGAGUUCUGCGAGUGCAAGAGCACGCACCAGCCCUCGCCGGACGGGCAGACGUGUGUCCCGAAGACAGGGGCCUGCAAUCCAGAGAUACCCGGCUGUGCGACGUGCACAACGACUGGGAGCGAGCAGACCUGCACAAGCUGUGCGACGGGCGGAGAGAAGGUCAGGCCGGACAAGAAGGGCUGCAUCCCGCAGUGCCCUCCUGACGUGAGCACAGAGAGCGGUGAGUUCUGCGAGUGCAAGAGCACGCACCAGCCCUCGCCGGACGGGCAGACGUGUGUCCCGAAGACAGGGGCCUGCAAUCCAGAGAUACCCGGCUGUGCGACGUGCACAACGACUGGGAGCGAGCAGACCUGCACAAGCUGUGCGACGGGCGGAGAGAAGGUCAGGCCGGACAAGAAGGGCUGCAUCCCGCAGUGCCCUCCUGACGUGAGCACAGAGAGCGGUGAGUUCUGCGAGUGCAAGAGCACGCACCAGCCCUCGCCGGACGGGCAGACGUGUGUCCCGAAGACAGGGGCCUGCAAUCCAGAGAUACCCGGCUGUGCGACGUGCACAACGACUGGGAGCGAGCAGACCUGCACAAGCUGUGCGACGGGCGGAGAGAAGGUCAGGCCGGACAAGAAGGGCUGCAUCCCGCAGUGCCCUCCUGACGUGAGCACAGAGAGCGGUGAGUUCUGCGAGUGCAAGAGCACGCACCAGCCCUCGCCGGACGGGCAGACGUGUGUCCCGAAGACAGGGGCCUGCAAUCCAGAGAUACCCGGCUGUGCGACGUGCACAACGACUGGGAGCGAGCAGACCUGCACAAGCUGUGCGACGGGCGGAGAGAAGGUCAGGCCGGACAAGAAGGGCUGCAUCCCGCAGUGCCCUCCUGACGUGAGCACAGAGAGCGGUGAGUUCUGCGAGUGCAAGAGCACGCACCAGCCCUCGCCGGACGGGCAGACGUGUGUCCCGAAGACAGGGGCCUGCAAUCCAGAGAUACCCGGCUGUGCGACGUGCACAACGACUGGGAGCGAGCAGACCUGCACAAGCUGUGCGACGGGCGGAGAGAAGGUCAGGCCGGACAAGAAGGGCUGCAUCCCGCAGUGCCCUCCUGACGUGAGCACAGAGAGCGGUGAGUUCUGCGAGUGCAAGAGCACGCACCAGCCCUCGCCGGACGGGCAGACGUGUGUCCCGAAGACAGGGGCCUGCAAUCCAGAGAUACCCGGCUGUGCGACGUGCACAACGACUGGGAGCGAGCAGACCUGCACAAGCUGUGCGACGGGCGGAGAGAAGGUCAGGCCGGACAAGAAGGGCUGCAUCCCGCAGUGCCCUCCUGACGUGAGCACAGAGAGCGGUGAGUUCUGCGAGUGCAAGAGCACGCACCAGCCCUCGCCGGACGGGCAGACGUGUGUCCCGAAGACAGGGGCCUGCAAUCCAGAGAUACCCGGCUGUGCGACGUGCACAACGACUGGGAGCGAGCAGACCUGCACAAGCUGUGCGACGGGCGGAGAGAAGGUCAGGCCGGACAAGAAGGGCUGCAUCCCGCAGUGCCCUCCUGACGUGAGCACAGAGAGCGGUGAGUUCUGCGAGUGCAAGAGCACGCACCAGCCCUCGCCGGACGGGCAGACGUGUGUCCCGAAGACAGGGGCCUGCAAUCCAGAGAUACCCGGCUGUGCGACGUGCACAACGACUGGGAGCGAGCAGACCUGCACAAGCUGUGCGACGGGCGGAGAGAAGGUCAGGCCGGACAAGAAGGGCUGCAUCCCGCAGUGCCCUCCUGACGUGAGCACAGAGAGCGGUGAGUUCUGCGAGUGCAAGAGCACGCACCAGCCCUCGCCGGACGGGCAGACGUGUGUCCCUUCUAACACAAACAAGAGUAGCGGCCUUUCUACCGGCGCUAUUGCAGGCAUUGCUGUGGCCGCUGUCAUUGUCGUUGGGGGCCUCGUGGGAUUCUUGUGUUGGUGGUUCCUCUGCCGGGGCAAGGCGUAG